GUAAAAGGUAGAAAUAUCUUAGCAUUAUAUCAAGCACGUUUGGAAAAGCUUGAAUUUACAUGCGAGUUGAAAAUCUGUUUUUUUUUAUAGAUAAAGCACUUAUUGUUUACGGGUUUAAUUUAUAUCAUUACAUUCAAGAGCGUGAGUUCUACUAUUCUAUCUUUUGAUGAGUUAAAAUAAGUAAAUGAUUAAAUACUGAUUGUUUAACUAGCUUUAGUGCUGGCCUAUUUCAGUCAAAUAAUUUACUUGGAAGUACAAUUUUCUGCUAGGCGGGAAUCGAGGAAAAAUAUCGGAUUUAAGCGUAGCUGUCGGGAAGUAUCUGCCUUCCAGUAUUCAGUAAGGAUAUACGUGUCCCAAACACUCUUUCCUUUUUACGGAUAUUACUCGAAACGUUAGACCUACGUGAGAUAAAGUUUUGUAACAAACUUUAUAUCAGUAACAGAGUGUAGUUCUGUAUGAAAAGCACUCACUUAGAAAGGCAGAUGACUCAUAUUAUUUCAUCACUGAGUAUUAUUUGAAUUUAAAUAAUGUUUCAAAACAUAGGAUUUACAAAAUAGAUAAAAACAAUUUAAUUUGUAAUUUUAUCUUUAUACAUAUUGUACUCACUAUCUCGACAUAUGAUAAAUGAAUUUGACUUUGUAUAAACAUUAUCAACAUAAUAUGGAAUUACGUGUAAACUUUUGUGUAAAAAACUUACAGCCACUUCAUAUAGACAAAUGCUGAGAAAAGCAAACAGGAAUUGAUUAAUGAGGAAUGUGUUCUCCUGAGACCAACCAUGUCUGAGGCAAUUUACCAAUCAAGUGCACCGACCGGCGUGGAAAUAACUUUGGAAGACGUCAAUUCUCAAGAGGUUACAUCUCUUUACCCAUUACUAUUUUUCUACACCACGAUUCUUAUCGUAGGAGUUCUUGGAAAUGCCCUGGUUCUGCUGGUGUAUUCACUUAGGUAUCGGCGCUCUCCAGCAAGAGUUUAUAUUGUAUUCUUAGCGGCAAUCGACUUUUCAAUGUGUUUGUUUGGUCUCCCCUACCAUCUGAUAGACAUGACACAUCCAUAUACGUAUACGAAUGCGUCUGCUUGCAAGACUCUUACAUUUAUCAUCGUUACAUUAUUUUAUAUGUCAGUAUUUGGUCUGAUAGUGAUUGCAGUGGACAGGUACUUGAAAAUUUGCAGACCCCUAGGAAAGGUGCAGAUAUCAUACUUUGGAAAGAGAAGAGCAUGCGGUGCGGCCAUCUUUGCUGCAGUUUUAUUAUCGUGGCCAAAUAUUGUGUUAUAUGGCCCUAGUGAAAUGGAAAGUCCUAUUGGUAAUAUCACAGGUCACGCAUGUUUCUUUGAAACGUCAUACCUGGAAACUAAUUACCCAUUUAUAUAUACAAUGUCAACACUGUUUGUAUGUAUAGGAUCAACUAUUUUCCUAGUCGUUUCGUAUUCAUUGAUAGUUCGUACGAUUUGCACACGCUAUAAAUGCAACAGACUAAAACUAACGGGCAAAUCAGCAUUUGAUGAAACUACUUUAACAGAGGAGGUUUGUUUCGGAAACGGUGAGCCGAGACAAAAAAUAAGAUACAAUCUUAACGGGCAAAACCAUUCCAAAUCCACAGAAGAUUUAUAUCAUUAUAAGACAAAUAGCUCUAAAUGUUCUAGCGUUAAUAAAUCCCACUCAGAUAUUCAAAGUCUGAAUAGAUAUGAAGAGCGGUUUGUAAUGCUGAACUCAAAUGGGUCACUUACUUUUGUUGGUGAAGGGAAGAAUUCCGCUUCCAGUCUGCAAAAGAGCAAAAUGGAGCUAAAGAAACUGGACGAUACUACCCAACCGUUGUUGAGUAUAGCAGCUGAAACGUCUUUUAGUGUAAAUAAGUUUACACCGAAAUACGACAUAGCAAGCAGUUCAGUAGAAAGCAGAACAAAUGACAGUGACUUAUUUAAGCGAGGAAAUAAACAGUUCAGUGACCAAAACGUUUUAAGUUCAAAUUUACACGAAGGGUCCAUAAAGUCAUUGUAUGAUCCUCGUUGUCAACUAACAGAACCUUUACAUAAAUGUACGGAACUUUCAUCUAUGCCGUCAGUUGACUUGAUUGGACUUCGAAAGAGCGGUAGAUACAGUUUACAAGUUCCAAGCGCAGUGACACCUUUUAGUAAGAAAAUAUCAUUUAGAAGAACAUCUGACCUAACGGGAGCUAAUUAUAAUAAAAUUAUUCAGAACUGGAAACACUGUUCCGCUGUUGCCCUUAAAAAUAAUCUCAACCAAGAUGAAGGUCUCCGUAUACAUACCAGCUCCCAUAGCAUCAGUAAUAUAUCGUCACAAGGUACUUUGAAAGUAAAGAAAGUGGUAUCUAGGCAACACUCAAAGAUAACAAAAAUCAUGCUGACGAUAACCAUAAUUUUUAUUCUAAGCUAUUCUCCUGCUCUUGUUGUCACAAUAUGGACGGCUGUACAGCCUGAAUUCUGGGAUAUUUUAAACGGACGAGAAACAAUAAUCUGUGAAUUCUUCUUGCGAUUUUAUCUUGUUAACAACGUUUGCAAUCCCUUUAUAUACGGAUUUUGGGAUAAACGAUUUAAACGAGAAGUUGUUUAUACACUUAGGAAAAUUAUGUUAUCUCUUGCUGACAAAUGGUCUUGUUGUUUUCAAAAGAAAACAGGAAUUUGAUAAAAGGCUUAACAUUUAUAUUCACUUUGUGAAUUGUAUCAUAAUAAAAUGUUUAUUUUUGUACUUUUGACGUUAUAGGUGAAAUGAUAACAGGAGAUCUAUCUCCGCGAAGUUGUAUGCGGAAUCUGACGACAUUUGCAACAAAACACAUACAGAAUGACGUCGUAAAAUAUGUUUCAAAGUCGGCAAUCAAUAUGUCAAAGAAACAAUGAAUUAUAAAUGUAUACCUUUAACUUUUUAAAAGGUAAAUAUCAAAAAUUGAGACGACACAACAAGCUUUUGCUUACUGGAUCUAGGAAAGUAUAAACAUUCAAUUAAAGAAGUGGAUGAUAUUCAUUGUGCAGUAGGACAUAUGUAAUCCACAUUUAUCAUUCAGGAAUCCCGAUUCAUGGAUUUGCAAGACUUUAUAUUUAAUAUUUGGUAAAUGCACAAAAAUAUAUUUUUUUUAUAUUUAAUAUUUGGUAAAUGCACAAAAAAUAACUUUCAGUCCUUCAAAAAAAAAUCAGUUUUGAAGUCUGAUUGAAGGGCAUUGGUUUAUAACUAGACACAUUUACAUCGCGUAAUCCAAACAUGGUCUGUGAUUGUAGAUUUUGAUUUGUUUUAUUAUUCACGCCAGCCGAAGACAAACAUCAUAGAAAGCCGAGGGAUAAACCGUAAAAGCGUGCGAAAAAAAGGCGCAUGCUUAUGUUUUUAUCGCUAUAGGCUGAGUCAGUGUUUCUGAAAAUUAUAAAAGGCUCCAAGAAUAAUCCCUUUCAAACAUUUUUUUUCAGAGUUCCUUUGGUGAGUUACAAUGAACAUUUUUAUCGCAAUUUCACUCAACAACAAAUUCCACGUAAUAGGUUUACAUUUUAAUUAUAUAUCAUUCUCUAUAUUGAUACGGGAAAAAAUAAAGGAACAUAUUCUUUACCUAGUUUUGUGCCGAUAAACCAGUCUGAAUGAUAGCUUCGGAACCAUGGAAUAAGCUGAGUUGGACAAAAUUAAAAAAAAAAAAUAAAAAGAUUCGGAAAAACAUGUUCGUUACUUUGUACGAAGGUCAGCGGAUCAUAAAGUGAGAUUAUUUUGGAUACAUCGAAAUACAGUGAUACAGUUUGCUACCUAUCAAAUUUAUUUUACCCAAAACGCUCGCAACACAUUUUGCGUAAAUAGAAGUAAAUUAAACAAACACAAGUUCUAAUAAAAAUAAAGAAGGAGCUUAAGUGAACGCCUUGCUUACAUAAAAAAAUUCUUUAAGACGUAUCAGGUAUAUUGUGAUGAAAAGUGUCGGUUCUUGCAAAAGUUAUAGAAAUAAACAUACAUGAUUUGUGAAAAGGAAACUAUCCGGAAGACCUAAAACACACUUACAUUAAUACUGCUUUUUUACGAGUUUGCAAAAACAGUAAAGUCGAUACACAUGUUAAUUUCAAAAUAUCUAUACAUAUCACAGUUCAUUGUUUAGCGGAGAAAGGAAUAAAAUGAAAGCGAUUUUUUAGAGAAUUUUAUGCAUUCGCCCUCUAGUGUUUCAAGAAGUUUCGUAACCCCUCUCAUAGUAGUGGAAUUGCACAUGUCAUUUUAAUGAAUUGACAUGAUUUACAUCUUCAUUCGGUUUGCAAUAGAGACUGUUUUUCAUAUAUUGGAAAUAUCAAAGAAGCAAGUAUUUUUUAUAUUAAUUUAUGUUGUUAAUUUACAUCGAGACUGACUCUAUGUUAUUUCAUUUACUCUGUUUGUAUGUCAGCUCGCACGUAUGCCUUCUACAAACUGAAUUGAACAGUUCAAAAAUAUUUACAUGGAAUCAUUUUAUUGAUUAUUUAAUCAACCCGUUCGUCAGUACAAAAGGUAGAUAAGAGUACCAUAGAUGUUGUGAAACUGGUUUAAUGAUAAGGAGAGCCCUCAACAAAAAUGUUGAAGAUUUUAUGGCAGUUGAAAUGACAAACGCCCCUUCCGACAGGCUUUUGUUAUUGCAGUGUGAUAGCUUUGUUAAGUUGUGUUACCAGUCAUCACCUGAUAUUAACCGAUUACACUAAACUUAUAUAUCUGUAAUGUUCUGACCCUUUGUCAUGUACAUUUUCCAUUUCAAGUAAGAGCACAUAUUGAACACACCAUUAUUUUCACUAUGGCUUAUUUUGUGAAAUUAAGAAACGGCUUUGAUUCUAGAAAAAAAUAGCCACAAAAAAAGUCCAUAAUUUACGGUUAUCUUCACAUUAAAGUACUUCAUCUAUGAAACUUUCAAGCAGAGCCUUUCAAUAGUGUUUGAAGAGGUGGACACCUAAGAUGUUUCUCUAUAUUCUUUAUAGCAAAACUAUCAACUGCGCUAAAAGUAGUCACAGCAAAAGUUUCUUCCUUUAUGGUCAUCUGCUCAGCAACCUUGUUCGUCUGUGAGAGUUUGAAGCAAAUCAGGCUAAUAGUGUGGGGUGGGAGGAGUUGGACAUACAACAGUUGUCUCUAUAUUCUAUAUAGCAAAACUAUCAAAGGGCCAUAACUGCGGUAUAAAAUAGUCACAUCAAUAGUUUCUUCCUUUAUGGUCAUUUCCACAUUGAUCAAGCUUGUUAACCUGUGAACGUUUGAAGCAAAUCAGGAUAAUAGUAUUGGAGGCUUUGGACAUAUAAGCGUUUUCUCGAUAUUCUAUAUAACAAAACUAUCAAGGGGCCAUAACGGCGGUAAAAAAAAGUCGCAGCAUAAGUUCCUUCUCUUAAGGUCAUCUGCACAUUAAGCUUUUCCUUCUGUGAAACUUCUGUGAAGCAAUUCAGGCUAAUAGUGUGGGAGGAGAAGUUGGACACACACGAUUUCGGGACGUACGAACAGCAGCAAAGCUAUAUACCCCCACUUAAAUGUGGAGGCAUGAAAAGAAUUGCUUUUCAAUAAUAAAUACUAACACUAUACAUAUAUUCACAAUUUGUUGCAAGUCUGUGUCAUGCGCUGUAAAUCAUGUAUGUGUGUGCGUAGUUUUUAUUCCAUGUUAAUACCAUUCCAAUGAAGUUUGUCUUCGAGCAUCUUUCUCGGAUAAUUUUCUAUGAAUAGUAAUAGAAACGUCUUUGGAAACUGUCAUUACUGUUAACAUUAAGGUAAUUUAAAUGGCGAAGUGUGACAGUGUGCCUUAAAUACCAAAAACGAAAUGGCGUACGGUAACCUGAAGGUUCUGGCCUCGCAACGUUAUUACGACAGAGCUCUAUUGAUAAUCAGUACUGGCUUAUCCAAUUGUGUAUUUUAAAGCAAACAAGCACUUCAAAGACUUCACAAUGUUUCACAUAGUUUCAAUUAAUAAAUCAUCGAACGGUAAUUUUGAUUUUGCUGCUUAGAAAACAAUUUGGUGCUAAUUUAUGACCCAUGUCUCCACAUAGUGUCUGAGAUAUAAAAUUGUAUUUACAAAAUACGUUUCUUUUACUCACGAGAUAUAGGCCGGUAAAACGUUUUGCUAUCUAAUAGAGUUGGUUACUGCAGUACUGCUUUCUCUGUUAAUGUGACUCCGUUACUCACUGCAAAACGUAUGCAAUUGUCACUCUCCAGAAAAAGAAGCUUAUUUUAGAUAAAAUCAUAUCAGCAAAUUCAAGUGCUGAGUAAACUGUCUUAGAAGGAAACUAAUGAAA
Molecule: messenger RNA, 6201 nt
Organism: Mercenaria mercenaria
Lineage: Eukaryota; Metazoa; Mollusca; Bivalvia; Venerida; Veneridae
Exons: 2
Coding region: 776-2641 (621 amino acids)
Biological process (GO): neuropeptide signaling pathway
Cellular component (GO): membrane
Molecular function (GO): G protein-coupled peptide receptor activity
Source: RefSeq, a predicted model, not a curated record